AUGGAGAGUAUUGCAGUAGGUGGCUCUCAUUUCCCUCCGGGGUUCCGAUUUCAUCCAACAGAUCAGGAACUUAUUAUCCAUUACUUAAGAAACAAGCUCGCCUCUACCCUUGCUCCAGUCACCUGUAUUAUUGCCGAUAUUGACAUUUACAAGUUCAACCCCUGGGAACUUCCAGACAAAGCCUGCUUCGGCGAAGGUGAAUGGUUCUUCUUCAGCCCAAGGGAUCGGAAAUAUCCUAAUGGAUCACGGCCUAAUAGGGCAGCAGGCUCUGGAUACUGGAAGGCAACAGGUACAGACAAGCCCAUCCUUGCGACUGGUGGGUCCCAGUGCCUCGGUGUGAAGAAGAACCUCGUGUUCUACAAAGGCCGGCCACCAAAGGGAAUCAAGACUGAUUGGGUCAUGCACGAGUAUCGCCUCCUUGAAGAGUCCAAUGCUUCUUCAUUCCCCAAAUACAGGGGUUCCAUGCGUUUGGAUGACUGGGUUCUUUGUAGAGUGCGUCAAAAAGGCAACAUUCCCCUACAAGCAGAAGAGAAGUCCGGGAUAUCAGGCAUCAUCAAUUGCUUUGCAACAGAGAAAAAUGAGGAAUUGAAAACAAACAAUAACAUUUUCUCCGAAUGGAGCGAUUACAAACUUCUAGCGCAACUUCUUAAUUCUCGAGAGGAGGGUGGUGACAGUGGAUGUGAGAAUUCUGAUUCAGACUCGAGCAAAUUCUCAGGCGUAGACAACAUCGUUUCCAAUGGAUGUGAAAAUACUCAGGCCUCAUCACCGAAGAUGGUUUCUUCGGUGCUCAAUUCACUCAAAAGAACACUCUCGUUUGGAGUAAUGGAUGAGUUCAUGUUGAUGUCCCCCAAUAAGAGAGCGCACUACUUGGCGAGUGACUAUCACCAAUUGUCACCAAGUCAGUCUGUUUCUGUUGAUCGGGCAUUUCCUGAGUUCUUGAUAUGAUGUUGUAUCUGAACAAGGGAUUGUGGAAAAUCAUAUACUUAUUCAAGGUCUAGAGACUUAGAUUAGAACCUGCACAGAUAAAAUUCUGGAUCUUAGUGAUGCACAGAAUGAACUGUAGGUGAU
Asparagus officinalis (garden asparagus) is the source of this 1068-nucleotide messenger RNA. RefSeq names its product NAC transcription factor 29-like. Gene Ontology annotation, molecular function: DNA binding. Gene Ontology annotation, biological process: regulation of DNA-templated transcription. The coding region runs from base 1 to 945 and encodes 314 amino acids. NCBI's taxonomy places the organism in Eukaryota, Viridiplantae, Streptophyta, Magnoliopsida, Asparagales, Asparagaceae. The transcript has 3 exons. The record is from RefSeq and is a predicted model, not a curated record.